This is a messenger RNA of Paecilomyces variotii, 2766 nucleotides long. Its product is annotated as Xylanolytic transcriptional activator xlnR. The record is from RefSeq and is a predicted model, not a curated record. The transcript has 3 exons. Gene Ontology annotation, biological process: DNA-templated transcription; regulation of DNA-templated transcription. Gene Ontology annotation, molecular function: DNA binding; zinc ion binding; DNA-binding transcription factor activity, RNA polymerase II-specific. The coding region runs from base 1 to 2766 and encodes 921 amino acids. NCBI's taxonomy places the organism in Eukaryota, Fungi, Ascomycota, Eurotiomycetes, Eurotiales, Thermoascaceae.
AUGUCUAGUUCGACCUCAUUGUCGUAUGCGGGCGCAUAUGGCUCCUUCUCGACUGUUCCCAAUGGGGCUCUAUCUGAUCGAGUCCCACAAUCGCAGACUUCUGGGCUGGAUACCUUGGCGGAGGGUUCACAGUACGCACUCGAGCAGUUACAGCUCUCUCGAGAGGCACAUGCGAAACCGAAAGAUCAACUCUACGCUGAAAGCUGCAAUGGCUUCAAAGCUUCCUUUCAGCGCGAUUCUCUCUCCGAGGCUCGAUCCGCUAUUCGGAAGAAUUCCUCCUCUACGCCAGUCCGACGGAGGAUAAGCCGCGCUUGCGACCAAUGCAACCAGUUACGGACCAAGUGCGAUGGACACAGCCCGUGCGCUCAUUGUAUAGAAUUUGGCUUGACCUGCGAAUAUGCCCGCGAACGCAAGAAGCGGGGGAAAGCAUCGAAAAAGGAUCUCGCAAAAGCCGCGGCGGCUGCAACCGCUGCUCCAUCCAGCAAUGGAAAUGACAGCGCAUCUUCCGCCAACGGUCAGUCUCCUGCCGACAAAAGAUCGCCAUCCGAAGUGAAUAAUAGGAGUGGGAUAGCGUUUGAUUCCUCGCGAGAUUCCGCGCAGCCACGCACAUCUCAUGCACGACAGCAAAGCAUGCCAGGAAUGACGACGAUCUCGCCGUCUCAGCAACAGCAGCAACAAGAGCUCGUCUCCGGACUAGAAGCUUUGCCAAUGAAUGGGUUUGGGUCCCUGCAAGAGGUCGAUCAACAAGGCAUGGGUGUUGCGGAUUUCAGAUCUCUUCAGAUGCUCCAGUCGUCAAAUGCGAACCAUCGAUCCCCAUCGUCGUUACUCCCUCCUCCCGGAUUUAAUAGCGGAUAUGGCGAGGCUGCAUUUUCCUUGAUAGGCCAUCCGGAACAGAAUGUAGCAUCAACGAACGGUUUCCGUUUCGCAGCCUCUGCGGGAAAUGCUUCCGCACCUUUCAUAGGGCUCACUCCGCCCGCCCAAUCUCCUGGAUGGCUCCCACUACCCUCCCCAUCUCCUGCUAACCUCUCGUCCUUUACUCUGCCUCCUGUUCCUAGUACGUUGAGAUACCCCGUUUUGCAGCCUAUUCUACCACAUAUUGCGUCUAUUAUACCCCAAUCGCUUGCUUGUGACCUGCUCGAUCUGUAUUUCACGAGCUCCUCUUCUUCUCAUCUCUGCCCACAGUCUCCUUACGUCGUGGGAUAUGUUUUCCGCAAGCAGUCCUUCCUUCAUCCGACCAAACCCAGAGUCUGCAGUCCUAGCCUCCUAGCAAGCAUGCUAUGGGUAGCAGCACAGACGAGCGACGCCGCCUUUUUGACGUCCCCGCCUUCUGCGAGGGGUCGAGUGUGCCAGAAACUGCUGGAGCUCACGGUCGGUCUCCUUAGGCCCCUGAUUCAUGGACCAGCACCGGGGGAAGCAUCUCCGAACUACGCGGCCAACAUGGUCAUCAACGGAGUCGCUCUUGGUGGAUUCGGUGUGUCUAUGGAUCAGCUGGGAGCCGAGAGCAGUGCUACUGGGGCUACCGAUGAUGUUGCGACGUAUAUUCACCUUGCCACGGUUGUUUCCGCUAGUGAGUAUAAGGGUGCCAGUAUACGCUGGUGGGCUGCGGCUUGGUCACUGGCCCGGGAGCUCAAGCUUGGCCGAGAACUGCCGCCAAAUAUGUCCCAAGUGAGCCAGGAUGGAGAGAGAGACAGAGAUACCAAGGGUGAUAUCGGGAAAAGACACCCGCCGAUGCCACUAUCCAAUGGAAUGGGUAAUUCGAACAUUGAGUUCAGCGAGGAAGAGCGAGAGGAACGCCGGCGCAUCUGGUGGCUGCUCUAUGUCAUGGACCGGCAUCUUGCUCUGUGCUAUAAUCGGCCGCUGAGUCUUUUGGAUAGAGAAUGUGAAGGGUUACUGCAGCCCAUGAAUGACGACCUAUGGCAAGCUGGCGAUUUCUCCAAUGCUGGAUACCGACGCGUUGGGCCGAGUUUCGAAUGUACAGGACAUAGUAUGUUUGGCUAUUUCCUCCCCCUGAUGACGAUUUUGGGCGAAAUCGUGGACUUGCAUCAUGCCCGGAACCAUCCUAUGAGUUUCAGGAGUGGCCGGGAGUGGGAUGCUCAAGUGGCUGAAAUAACUCGCCAACUUGAUGUUUACGGUCAAAGCUUGAAAGAUUUUGAGACACGCCAGAUGCACGAUGAACCUAUGGUGGAAGGGACUCGCCUCGAUCAUCUCAGCCCAUCAGUACGUUCUAGCGACUCUCGGAUGACGGAAUCAAAGGUCCAAACCGAGAUUGUUGUCGCAUAUGGAACGCACAUCAUGCAUGUGUUGCAUAUCUUGCUCGCAGGGAAAUGGGAUCCCAUCGCCCUGCUCGAUGAUAAUGACCUCUGGAUAUCCUCUGACGAAUUCGUGGCAGCGAUGGGACACGCUGUCAAUGCCGCAGAAGCUGCGGAUCGAAUCUUGAAGAAAGACCCGGAUCUCAGCUAUAUGCCUUUCUUCUUCGGGAUCUAUCUUUUACAGGGCAGUUUCCUGCUUCUGCUGACGGCGGACAAGCUGCAGACAGACGCAAGCAGCGAUGUGGUGAGGGCUUGCGAGAUUAUUGUCCGCGCACACGAAGCCUGCGUCGUGACCCUGAAUACGGAAUACCAGAGGAAUUUCCGGAAGGUCAUGCGCUCAGCUCUCGCCCAGGUCCAUGGCCGUGUACCUGAAGACCUCGGCGAACAGCAGCGACGCAGACGCGAGGUCCUAGCACUAUACCGUUGGACUGGCGAUGGAAGUGGACUCGCUUUAUGA